This is a messenger RNA of Micropterus salmoides (largemouth bass), 1535 nucleotides long. RefSeq names its product snRNA-activating protein complex subunit 3-like. The coding region runs from base 17 to 1270 and encodes 417 amino acids. Gene Ontology annotation, molecular function: core promoter sequence-specific DNA binding; RNA polymerase III type 3 promoter sequence-specific DNA binding; RNA polymerase II cis-regulatory region sequence-specific DNA binding. The record is from RefSeq and is a predicted model, not a curated record. Gene Ontology annotation, cellular component: snRNA-activating protein complex. Lineage: Eukaryota; Metazoa; Chordata; Actinopteri; Centrarchiformes; Centrarchidae. Gene Ontology annotation, biological process: snRNA transcription by RNA polymerase II; snRNA transcription by RNA polymerase III. The transcript has 8 exons.
CGCAGUUCGGGAAAACAUGGCGGCGUCCAAGCUCUCGACAGACCCCAACACAAACAUCCCAGAUUAUGAAUAUACUGGUGUGAACACCAAUCCAUUUCACGUUGGCUCUUUUAAAAGCGAGUGGCUGAACAGACUGAAGCCGAGUGACUACUCCUACCAGCCGGAAGACGAGGACAGGUUUGACGCUAACUUCGCGAAACAGAUGGGGAUCGGUGCGGAGACCAUGACUGCACUGAAAACCGUCUGCAGUCUUGAUUCACUCCGAUGCCAUCCUGAGGACCAGCAGCCUGAUCCAGACGUUGUACCUCCAGACCCAACGCUGAAAACACUGGUACAAAGAAAAAAGAGGCAAGAUCACAAAGCUUCUCUAAAAAUCACCAAGAACAGACACGACCUCUAUGCGGAUGAACUGGAGCGCUUAACUGUCUCUAGGAAACCAGAAGCAGUGGCUAACAUGAUCCCUGAAGGAGAAGUCAUUCUAACCAUCAACGUCUACUACCCGGCUGUUAUUGAGAAAGUGAGUUUUCACUUUUCUCAGUGUGCCAGAAGCCCUCCAAAUCCAGGCAAUUAUUUCUUAAAUGUUAUUCUCCAUGGUACUGACAUCCCCCCUCCCCCCCUUCAGUUUAACUACAUCAGACCCCACAUGACUCUGCUGAUGACGGGCUCCCACAGCUUGGCAGAGCUCAAGGACGCCAUCUGCUGCGUCAACGACCUGCAAGUGUGCGGAGAGUUCAGCCACACGCCAGACAUAGCUCCAGACUUCAUCAGCAAAGAUCAUUUCAGGUCAGCUUUCUUUUUCUUCGAAGGAGUGUUCUAUAACGACAUGCGAUUCCCCGAGUGUCAAGACAUCAGCAUGACUACCAUUGAAUGGGCAAAGGCCCAUGGCUUCCCCCCCUACAGCCAGGCCAAGAUGGAGGACACACAAUUUGUGGAUCUGAAAGUGAAAGUGGGCUUCCCGUACCUAUAUUGUCAUCAGGGAGACUGCGAACACCUGGUCAUCAUCACAGACAUCAGACUGGCCCAUAAGAACGACUGCCUGGACAUGAAGCUGUAUCCACUCCUCAUACACAAGCACAGGGUCGUCACCCAGAAGUGUGCCGUUUGUCACGUCUUCAUUGGCAGAUGGUUUACCACCAAUGACCAGUUUGCUCCGAGUGACCCGUGUCUGUUCUGUGACAAGUGCUUCCGGAUGCUGCACUAUGAUGCUCAAGGCAACAAGCUGGGAAAUUUCCUGGCCUAUCCUUAUGUGGACCGUGGUGCAUUUAACUAAUGCUUUUCUUUGGUGAACUGCUCACAUCAAUGGCUUAAUGCUGUAUAAUACAGUUCAGUGUUUUAUAUUUCAGAAAGAAAUGUUUGGCUAUUUAGUAUUUUUUGCUUUAAAAAAAAAACUUUUAUUUAUAUUUGGACAAUGUUUUGGUUUUAUAGACUUGUUUGAAAUAACUGGAACGUUUACUGGAAAAUGUUUUACUGGGCUUUUCUCCUGUUGAAAGCUUUGUAGCAAAUCAUUCAUUAAAAACUGAUCCAGUGAACUGCAA